This is a messenger RNA of Rodentolepis nana, 2712 nucleotides long. Lineage: Eukaryota; Metazoa; Platyhelminthes; Cestoda; Cyclophyllidea; Hymenolepididae. The record is from the annotation of a GenBank genome assembly.
AAUUUCACAGAUGACUCUGAUUUCAAUCAUUCAAACAGCCUCUACUAUCUCCUGAUGCUAUGGCAACGUCUUGUAGCAAGUAUUCCCUAUACACGAACCUCCCAGCCCUACCUCAUUGACACCUAUGCUCCACAGGUAACUCGUGCCUACAUCGAAUCGCGAUUGGCCGGUGUGCCACGCUAUGCAGAAACCGUCUCAAAACCCAAACCCCUCCGAAUUACCAAGCUGUCGUCUGCGGUAGAAAAAGCACCUGUGGGUAGGUGUGCUUCAGUUGAUGACCCAGAAUCGGAUGAGACAUGUCCUCUGGAUGAUAAUAUGACUCUCUCUCAGCAGCUCGACCAGUUUUCAAUCAUUGGUCGCUGUGACUAUUCGAGUACCUGCGAGUUAAUAAUCAGCCUCUUCGACCAGUCCUUUAAUCAACUUCAGUCCACCCUUCAGCAGAUGGUUUCCCUGGGCCCAGCUGCCUUCCUGAGUCCUAAUCCCCCAUUUUCUCCCGAACAACUCCAUUCUAUUCGUUUGGAAGAGAAUCGCCUCACUUGGCUAGUCUAUAUGAUUGGAGCGCUGUUGAACAAUCGUUCAACAUCGAGUUCAGGCAGUUUGGUUGAUUCGGAUCAACUAGAUGGUGGACUUAUCGCUAGUGUUAUGCGUCUACUGCAAUUUGGAGAUGUCUGCUUGAAUCUCAUCCUCCAACUAUUGCAACAGGAUGCCCAAUUAAGCAAUCCGAAUGUGGCUUCUGUGCUCAUUCACAUCUCAUCUGGUGCGAUUAUCCGUUUGGAGUUGGCCAUCAUUACUUUCUUAGAGAAGUUCAGAAAGAUAUACAUUGGAGAUAAUAUCAGUCGAGCCUCUAGAAUGUACCAGUCUCUUUCUGAUUUGGUGGGAAUCUCCGAUGAAACUACCAUCUUGAAGGUCUUUGUAAGUAAAGUUCUCCUCAAUCUGCGGUAUUGGAGUGACCAUGAGGUUGUUUUGGAGCCCACUUUGAAGUUAUUUGGCGAAUUGGCCUCUUCUUUCACGGCUAUGAAGAAGCUCCUCACUUUGGAUGAUGUCAAAUUCAUGCUGGCUAACCACACUCCAACGAAUUUCCGUUUCCUCUCCACUACAUCCAGUUCUUCUCUCACGCGCUAUCGAUCGGAGUUCUACGCCUACUUGGCGCGCCUUAUGUUGGUCACUCUCUCAGGUAUUGGAUCCGAUGACAACCGACCUUUCCUUGAUUUUCUAGCUCCCCUUACUGUCGUUGCCAAUAAUCUCAUCUCAAAUCUCCUCCUCUCUGAAAAUUGCUCUAUCUCUCCAGAGGAGGCACGAAGCAAUGUGAUUGGUCUAGCACGAGACCUUGCAGGCGUGGCCUUUAGUCUCAACACAAUGGCAGCAUUCCAACACUUCCUCGAUUGGUUUUAUCCUUCCCUUUUCAGUCUAUUCAGUCGAGCACUUGAAUUCUGGCCCUAUGAUCCUCAUGUCACCUGUCCUAUUCUCAAGCUUCUUGCUGAAAUUGCCAACAACCGCAAUGAUAGACUGAAAUUCGAGAGCACUCUCCCCAUGGGCUACCUCCUACUUGCUGAAAUGACGAAAGUUCUCAACGAUUACGGUCCUCGUUUGAUAGCAUUCUUCGGCCAAAUUAGUGAGGAUAAUGUAUAUGAGCGCAAAGUUAAGCCACUGAGACGAUAUCUAGACGCCUUGCGGAUUACUCUCAAUGAAAAAUAUGCAAAUUUUGCCGUUUUCGGUCUUGUGGGAGACAACUCCUUCGAAAAGUGUGUCAAGUUGAGUACUGAUAUGCUGCUCUGUGUGACUGAUGCAGAACUGAAAGGUUUCAUUAAACUAAGCAAGGCUUAUUUCGCUCUCCUUGAGGUUCUCACUCAGAGUCAUAUGGAGUUUCUCUGUUCUUUGGAUUCAUCAGUUCUUCGACGAUUUUUCAAUGCUAUUGUGAUUGGUGUUGAAUCUCUGGACGGUUUAGUGGCUUGGAGUGCUUGCAGUUGUCUCGAUUCCAUUCUAACGCAUGUCUAUAAGCUCCUUUAUCCUGUUUCCUCUCCUAUUAAUGGAACUUCCAACGGGAUUAAUCAGAAUGGCAAUGGAAUGCUCAAUAAUCAUGGGGAAUCCAAGUAUCCUAUUUUUGUUCCUAGUCCACCUUCUAGUCUACCGACCUCAGAGAUUGCUCAAGCGGCUAGACAACGUUUAACAGCCUGUAUCACUAGAGGAGUGCCUAUUAAAGGGUGUUGUUCAGCACUGGCGAUUUGGUUUGAUCGAACUGAGGCUGGGAACACGAAUCUCAAAAAGGAUUUUCUUCGGCAUUCUCCAGAUGGAGGAGUUAGCGAAUUCACAGUGACUUCUCGACAACUGAUGAUCACCUUUCUAGCGAGUUUCAUGAAUGAGGAGUGCAAGAAUCAGUGGAGUUCGGGUUUUCCCAUAAUAAUUGAGCAUGGUUUUCCCAUGUACUUCUCCAAUCUUCAACGAAGCAUUCUAAAUGCUUUGAGUCCACAACAUAGACCCGAAUUGGAAGGAAUCUUCGGCAAACUCAUGGACGGUGUAGAGGAUAACCUCUUUGCUAAAAACCGCGACAGAUUCACCCAAAACGUCUCAACAUUCCGACAUGCAUUGAUGGAAUUCAUGAAAAAGAUGAGUGUAAAGUUGGUGGAUGACCAGCAAGCCACAAACGCCACCUACGAUACCAAUGAAACCUUCUCCCUUCGCUCUAUUCUCCUUUUCAGUGCCGCCUCCCUUUGA